GAGCUUUUCUCGAAGAAAUUGACCGUCGAAACACGAAGGGAUCGCGAGCGUGCCCGACAGUGCACGAAGGGUCGGCCGAUCGACGAGCAGGAGUCGGAGCGAUGGAGGUCAUGGGGGUGAGCAGCGCGGCGUCGCGUACUGCCCUCAGCUCUGGAGUCGGAGGAGCGAUUGGAAGCAGCAAGAAUUUGGCGUCUCGGUCGCAACUCUGGGCCCAAAAGAAGCAGCAGCAGCAACAGCGUAGGGUCGUGAAGGUCGAGGUCGUUGCCGCAGCGGAGGGCGGGGUGUUGAAGUCCGUGGGCAAGGUACUUUUGAGGCAGAGGAAUUUCGUGUUUCUGGGUUCUUUGGCUGCCGGGUUGGCCAGUGUCGAGGGUGCUUUGGCUUUAAGCUACGACGAUGUCGUUCAAAGCGCGGGGGAUGUCGUGGACAGCGCUUCCGAUUCGGUUUCAUCUGCCCUUCCUUCUCUCCCCGACCUGCAGUUGGACGUGGAUACGUCCGGGCUUACUGACUUCAUCGCCGAUAACCCGCUUGCAAUCGUCGGAGGCCUUGUCGUUCUCGCUUUGCCCGUGAUCGCGUCCAAUGUAUUCAAGAAGCCCCAAGCGUAUGGUACGGUGUCGGCCAAGCAGGCGUUCGAGAAGCUCGGUGACUCUGAAGCUGGGACAUCGAUGCUCGACAUCCGAGUCGGCGAUGACAUCCGGUCUGAAGGAACUCCCGACCUCAGGAGCUUUAGGAAGAAAGUGACCCAGAUUCCGUACGACGAUGAUUCGGACACUUUCGUGACCAAGGUGACGGGCAAAUUCAAAGAUGCCGAGAACACCACGCUCUACAUUCUGGACAGAUUUGACGGAAAAUCAAUCGCCGCUGCCAAGCUUUUGGUUCAAAAUGGCUUCAAAGGCGCUUACGCCAUCAAGGACGGGGCCGAGGGUCCGACCGGUUGGCAGAGUAGCGAACUGCCCUGGCUUAUGCCUCGAAAGGGAUUCACUCUUAACCUCGGCAGUCUCAAGGACGUUUUUAACACGGACGAUUCAAGCAUAGUGCCAGCCACACUCGGAGUUGCGGCAGCUGCUGGUGUCGGACUUGUCGUUUUCUCUGAGGCGGAGACAGCAUUGCAGCUGCUCGGGUCUGCGGCACUAGUCCAGAUCUUUGUCAAGAAGCUUCUCUUUGCCAAGGACCGAAAGAAAACCCUCGAAGAGAUGCAGAGUUUCUUGGACACGAAGAUCGCUCCAAAGGAAUUCGUCGGAGAAUUGCAGGGCAUCGGAAAGGUAUUCCUGCCUCAGUUUGAAGAGGUCAAGGCGGCCACAGCGAAUGGAGCCGCCACUGUGGAGAAAUCCAUCGAGAAGGAAGCACCGGCAAUGGUUGGAGCACUGAGCGUCUCCGAACCCAAACAGGUUGAGGCCGAGGCAGCUGCCCCUGCCCCUGCCCCUACCCCUGCUCCCGCCCCCGUCGCUGCUGCAGCUGUGGAGGCCCCUGCUGCCCCUGCUGCAUCGACGGAGACCGUCUCCGCUCCCAUUGAGGUCCCAGCUGAAUCAACCUCUCCGUCUGUCGAAGCCGCUUCCGAGUCAAAGGUGGAGGAGAAACCUGCAGAGAAGGAGCUUGUAACCGCUCCCAGCACGAAGUCGACAGAUCUUCCCAGAGCCAACAGGCCGUUGUCACCCUACACUCAGUUUCCUGGCAUGAAGCCACCCCCUCCUCCGUCAAAGCCUUGAGCUUUCUCGAGCUCUCGGAGUCGGUGUUACAACCCCAUACAUGUCAUCACAAUUGGAUGGCGCAUUGUAUCAUUGGUUACCCAUCAUAGCUGUAUGGAGAAUACCCCUUUUUUCCUGCAUUCAACCCAUAAUGCCAAGAACUCGAGGUAAAUGAAAAGUUCUUCUUUGUCAUCGCAGAAUGCUUCCGCUGAGUAUACAUAUGUAAUUCGUAUUUGUGAGUGUAUAGACACAGGGUGUGGGAGCGCUCUCUGUAGAGGUUGAUUGUGGUCUUUCUGCUCUCAUUAAGAAAAAAAUGCAGGAAGUUGGAUAGGAGUAGCGUAUUGUUAGCGAAUUUGCUGAGGCAAGUGUGUCAUAUCGGGAGUCGUGUAAAAUCAGAAACUUUUCUGCCCUGUAAAACUGUCUUAGAUCGCGUCACAAUUAAUAAACGAGCUUUUCACCGCC
Molecule: messenger RNA, 2144 nt
Organism: Marchantia polymorpha subsp. ruderalis
Lineage: Eukaryota; Viridiplantae; Streptophyta; Marchantiopsida; Marchantiales; Marchantiaceae
Source: the annotation of a GenBank genome assembly